This is a messenger RNA of Malus domestica (apple), 1929 nucleotides long. NCBI's taxonomy places the organism in Eukaryota, Viridiplantae, Streptophyta, Magnoliopsida, Rosales, Rosaceae. The record is from RefSeq and is a predicted model, not a curated record.
GAGCACGUUUCUCGUGGAAAUCCGAAACUUUCUAUAAAUGUGGAAGCUCUAAAAUUGAGGCCCUUCUUUCUUCUCUCUCUCCUCCUUCUCUCUCUCUCUCUCUCUCUCUCGUUCGCUCAUUUGCCGUUUCGUCGAUUCCGAUUUUAUACGUUUCUUUCUUUUUCGCCCCUUUUGUUCUAAUUGGCCGUUUCCUUCGCGAUUCUCCGCCAUAAUUUUUUCCCCUAUUAUUUUCGAUUUCCUGCGCAGCCUGUUGCUUGCGGAUUAAGGUUUCCUGAAUCCGCCCCUGCAUUUCGAAGACCGCUGGCGUUUCGGAUCGAAGUUUCCUCAACCUGGGUCAUCUGAAGAAGUUGUAAUAGAUUUAUACACUUGUUUAUUGUGAUAACGUUACUUCAUACGACGUGCUACAAAUCUGGAUCCAAUGGACCUGAAAUCAAAUCAUGCUUCUCCUGUUCUUGCUGACCCUGCGCCCUUGAGCAAGUCAAGACUUGGUGGAGUCCAUACCAGCCUGUUACCAUAUGCACCUCCAGGAGCAGCUUUCCCGGCAGGUUUAUUCCUAACAAUCCCUAGGUGGAAGACUGGAUUACUUGAUGAUGUUCGCUCUAGCUCUUGGCUCGAUGCCAUGAAAUCUUCAUCGCCUCCUCACAGAAAGAUAACGAAGGGUGUUAAAAAUGAGUCCGGGGCGACAGAUGCUGAUAUUGCUUACCACUCAUGGAUGGUCAAGUAUCCAUCAGCGCUUACAUCUUUUGAGCAAAUCUCUAAUCAUGCCAAAGGCAAGAGAAUAGCACUGUUUCUUGAUUAUGACGGGACUCUUUCACCGAUUGUGGAUAACCCUGACUGUGCCUUUAUGUCUGAUGCCGUAAGAAUAUCUUGAUACUUGGUAGCAAAACAUUUCCCAACAGCAAUUAUUAGUGGAAGAAGCCAUGACAAGGUAUACGAAUUUGUAAAACUAAAUGAACUCUAUUACGCCGGUAGUCAUGGAAUGGACAUAAUGGCCCCUGUUAUACAAUCUAUAAACGAUGACCAGAGAAACUGUUUUAAGUCAACUGACAAAAAGGGUAAGGCGGUUAACUUGUUCCAGCCUGCAGCUGAAUUUUUACCUAUGAUUAGAGAGGUAUUUAAAUUGCUUGUUGAAAGUACGAAAGACAUCCAAGGAGCUAAAGUUGAGGACAAUAAGUUCUGUGUCUCUGUACAUUACCGCAACGUAGAUGAGAAGAGUUGGCCUGCAGUUGCGCAAUGUGUCCAUGAAAUUCUUAAAGACUACCCACGUUUGCGCUUGACUCACGGGCGAAAGGUUUUGGAGGUUCGACCUACAAUAAACUGGGAUAAAGGGAAGGCCGUAAUGUUUUUACUUGAAUCUCUCGGGCUAAGUAAUUGCGAAGAUGUGCUCCCGAUAUAUAUUGGUGACGAUCGGACAGAUGAGGAUGCAUUCAAGGUCUUGAGGGAAGGAAACCGAGGCUAUGGCAUUCUGGUCUCGUCCGUGCCCAAGGACAGCAAUGCAUUCUACUCUCUAAGGGAACCCUUGGAGGUAAUGGAGUUUCUCAAGUCACUGGUUUUAUGGAGGAAGUCAAGUGCUCUAUAAAAAUUACUGCAUAGAUAAUUACAUAGAAGAUAUAAUCUUCACAUGCUGAUACAACAACGAAAACCAGCAGGACGGCGUAUUUUUUGGUUUCUCCAGAUAAGUAUACUUCAAGAGGUUUUGGGGGAGCAGGCUGGCAUGGAAGAAUGCUUCCCGGUCUGUGCUCGUCGCUUCUUGCCGGUUUUUUGGUCGUAAAAAGCUUUGUGCCUUAAUUGUAAAUGCGUUUGGUUAAUUUAUCUUCUGUUUUUACUAAUUAAGGUGCCUUCAUUCAUUCUUUCUUUCUUUCUCAAUGUAUUGAUUAUUUCAUUCCAUUUUGUUCUUGGAUUUUGGUUAAUCAAGUAUAAUAUCUUACU